AUGGCUGCCUUGCUCAGCAUCUUCGGUUGUCUAGGUUUUAUUUCAGUACUGGCGCUGUUGGCUUUUUGGAUUCGUGCCAUUCGGAAAAAUAUAGCGAUCUCUCAACGUCGACAUGGGGGCCGAAGAGGGGAUCCGGAUAAAAUACAGGAAGAAGAAGAAGAGGGAAGAGGAGGUGAAUGUUCUGAAUCAUAUUCGCCAAAGAGUAGUGUGCUGCCGGCGCGACUGCCCCUUAUAAAGUAUGAGGCGAUGGAAGGAGGAGAGAGCGGGUGCAGUAUCUGUCGCAAGAGCUUCAAGGAGGGGGAGCCGUGCCGGGUGAUGCACGAGUGUGGGCACAAGUUCCACUACCUUUGUGUUGAUCCUUUGGUGAUCAAGCCAACUGCAUGCCCCAUCUGUCGCAUGUCGCACUUGCCCUUUGUCUAUCAGAUGUGUGCCUGA
Messenger RNA from Vitis vinifera (wine grape), 435 nucleotides. Its product is annotated as RING-H2 finger protein ATL14-like. The record is from RefSeq and is a predicted model, not a curated record. NCBI's taxonomy places the organism in Eukaryota, Viridiplantae, Streptophyta, Magnoliopsida, Vitales, Vitaceae. The coding region runs from base 1 to 435 and encodes 144 amino acids. The transcript has a single exon. Gene Ontology annotation, biological process: protein ubiquitination.